Sphaerulina musiva SO2202 is the source of this 2071-nucleotide messenger RNA. RefSeq lists its product as uncharacterized. The transcript is spliced from 2 exons. The coding region runs from base 1 to 1158 and encodes 385 amino acids. NCBI's taxonomy places the organism in Eukaryota, Fungi, Ascomycota, Dothideomycetes, Mycosphaerellales, Mycosphaerellaceae. The record is from RefSeq and is a predicted model, not a curated record.
AUGGACCCGCAAAUUGCCUUCAGCGACCUAUUCCAACCUAUUGGGGACGCACUUGCAGGCCUGUUCAAGGACGUGAAUACCAGGAUCGAAGCAGUCCAGCAGCAGAAUACGGCACUUCAGGAGCAGUACGAGGCACUCCGCAAAAAGCACGACGCCGAUAUCAACAAGCUUCAGGAUAUUAUCGGGACUAUUCUUCACGAGCACAACGAGCUCGAGGCUCAACUCCUGCCAGUAUUGCCUGUCAUCAAUGGCAUGGCGGCGGGCAUCAAGAGUUCUACUGAAAAUCUUACCCCUAGCGAUUUGACGACAAGCAAGAAGCUUCCAGCGCUGAGACCCCUCUCGCAGCGCAGCUCCGAUGGCUUCGACCGCUCUCAUCUGCCAUGGCUGGCUGCUUUCCGUGCUCAAUCUUCGGUCACCUUCCGUGCGGUCUCACAAGAGUUAGAGGAUAGUGUGGGUGAGUUCGACGAGGCCCCGCUACAAGCCAAAGCGAGCGCUAUCAAGCGUACUAUGAGUCAGCGACAUAGCGAGAACGGAAGCUUCGAAGAUGUCCCCCACAAGCGAUCAGGGUCGCUUCAGCGCAAACGUGGAAGAAGCGAUCUUAACAAGGCCAGCCGCGAGAGUGUGGAGAAGUCCAGCAUGGAAUACCUGGACAUAGAAGACUCGGACGUAGAAGACUUCAACGCUACUCUAGAAGGUACGCCACAGCCAACCUCACAGGUACAGAAGUCUGUUGCUUAUGCGCAGACCGGACCAAAUCAGCAAGAACCCGGUGACUACAACGACCUUAGUAGCGAGAUCGUAGUAGCUCGACCUAAGACCAGGGACGCAGCGAGUCGGUCCUACCUGCAGCUACCCGGUGACCCUAACCAUUCGGAACUCAGCCCAGCUAGUCAGAGUCAUCUUCGAAAGCUAAGCGCCGGUCAAACCAGUGCUGGCGAGAUGCUUGAGAGUAUAGCAAAAGCUGCUCCACCGCCAAACUCAUCCCAACGAAGUCACUUCUUCGAUACUGAUCUCAAAGGCAGCCCAGCAGGUCGCCGCCACUCCACUCGGGACACUAAGAAGAAGCCACCGCCAGACGGCUUCAUCGAUGUCCGCACGCUCAGGAAUGAUAAGAAGGUCGGAUUGGUGCUAAAGAAGGCAGAGGAGAUUGGCCGCUAAUCAUAUAACGGUUCUCGCUAUGAAGCGCGACACGGCGGCACGCAACUGCAUGAAGAGGCGGAUGCUGCAUACUCUGCUCAUACAGACUGAUUGUGCAAGACUUCACUGUAUGCUCUAUCAAUGUUCUCGAUUUCUCACUCGUAUUGAUCAGGACGCACUAUGAUGGCCACGAGUUGAACAAUGUCAAUUAGAAGCCAGACGCAGAAUUGCUUACUGCACAAGCCCCGAGGCUUCAUCCAAAAGUACUCCAAGCCUCUUACCCAAGUCCCGUACCCUUCCAUCCCACUUUCGCAAAAUAGGAUGCACAUUUGCCACAACCUCAAAGGUAACAUCCUCACCAUCCUCCCCAGGAACCUCGUAUAGCCAAAUUCCAUCUACGCCAAAAUGCUCUUCCCCCAACAGUUUCUCAAUCUUCAACUCCUCUUGCGCUUUCGCAAAGCAUUCUCCAAUCUCAUGAUCCUCAUCCUUGUUCUUACUCUUGACCCCACGAGCCAUCCCGUCCAGCACACCUAAGAUCCAUCCAGCCCUCUGGCCAAUCUCACCUCCAAGUGAGAAGCCUUCGUCGAAACCCGCUUGAAUGUGAGAUUCUUUAGAUAGCGCAAUGCCUUCUCUGUAGCCAUUUGUGAUGUGCAGGCUUCGCAGGCGAGGGAUGUCGGAGUGAUCGUUACUUCUUCCACCUUCUCCUUCGUUGUUUAAGGUGGGGCUGUUAGGAGCCGACCCGAAGAUGUCGUCGUUUAGGUCAUUGGUGUGCGGUUCUUGUUGUGGGUUGGCUAGUUCUUCUGGCUCUUGUUCAUUUCUGCCUAGAGUGCUCAUAACGAGGAAUGGCUCGGUGUUGUCUGACGUGCGGCGACCGAGGGUGUCGCGCAGCAUUGUUGUUGGAGGUUGGCGGUGAAGUGCAUGGUUGGUGGUAUAC